Messenger RNA from Dentiscutata erythropus, 2571 nucleotides. The record is from the annotation of a GenBank genome assembly. NCBI's taxonomy places the organism in Eukaryota, Fungi, Glomeromycota, Glomeromycetes, Diversisporales, Gigasporaceae.
AUGUCUUUAACUGAGCUAUCAACUAACUUCAUGCACACGCAACCUUUUCAAAUCGGGUCGUUAGAUUAUGACCCUAAAAUUCAAUCAAUAUUCCCAACAUACUCCAUAAAUGCCUUUCGUUCUGGAAAUGAUCUUCCUACUCCUAUGACUCCUAUAACCUAUGCUCACUCAAAUACUGAUGUUAUGACAGAUCCGAUUAACGCUAGAACUCAACCUGCAACUCUGUAUACUGAAACCAGUUUACAUCGCCAUGUCGAUCAUGCUAACAAUAGAUCUCCUAUUCAAUAUCAAGCUAAUUAUGCACCAAUUACAGCUGGUGAAAAUCAGCAAAUCACUAAUUCAUCUCGUCCAGGAGGAGUUCUUGAUGAACGAAAACCUAUUUAUACAAAUACUGAUCCUGUUGAAAAUCCUAUAAACAAUGAAAAUAUUUCUCCUCAAAUUUCAAAUUUUAAUAUUUUUCCAAGACCAAGAUUACCAAGAUUAUCUUUACCUGAACGUUCAAAUUUUAAUGCUAAUAGAGAAGUUAAUAGAGAAGUUAAUAGAGAGGUUAAUAGAGAGGUUAAUAGAGAAGUUAAUAGAGAGAUUAAAAGAAGUGCAAAAUCUCUAAUAUCAAGAAAAGCUAGGUCUUCUUCGGAUCCGGCAAAAAAUCUUCGGAUUUCUCGUUCUGAUAUUGGUCUUUCACUUUCUUUCGAAAAUCGUUCAACUAUUAUACCACCACCUCUACCUGUUGGUUCUUUAUCAAUGACUAUAAAUUUACCAUCAAUUUCAAAUUCUUAUUCAAGUCUUAAUUCUCCUAUUUUAAAUGAUCUAAAUUAUACUCCAUCAUCAACAAAUCAGGAUUCUUCUUCAACUUCUUAUUAUCGUAUACCUGAUUAUUCAAGGUAUUCUGAUCCUAUUAAAUUACCUAGUGAAACUUAUCAUCUUUAUGGUUCUGAAACUAGUUCUUUUGAUUUUGUAUCAAAUCAUUCUAUUAAUUUUAUUAAUGGUUAUGAUAAUCGUUCAAAUAGAGAUUUAGAUUAUAAUAUUAAUAAUCAUAAUUUUCCAAAGAAACGAAGUAGUUAUUUAUUAAGUUCCGUUGCUAGAAAGCACUUUACUAUUUUUAGAAAACCUAAAAAAACUUUUCUUCCUUAUCAAAAAGCUAUUAAAGCUUUAGAUGAUUCUCAAUUUAAUGAGGCUAUUAAUUUAUUCUCUUUAGUAUUAGAAAAAUAUCCUCAAAGUUAUUCAGUUAGAUGUGAUCGUGCUUAUGCUUCUUAUCAAAUUGAAGAUUGGGAUAGAGCAAUUGAUGAUUUAUCUAUUGCUAUUGAAAGAAAACCAAGGAAAUCUCGUGCUUAUUCACUUAGAGGUGAAGUUUAUAGACUUUUAUCUUUAUAUGAAGAUUCUUUAAUUAAUUUAAAUAAGUCUCUUAAAUUACAAAAGAGCUUAUUCGCUUUAAGAUCUCGUGCUGAAGUUUUUAUUGCUAUUAAUCGUUAUGAUGAUGCAAUAAUUGAUUUAAAUUUGGCUUUAGAUAUUAAACCAAAUAAUGUUUUUACUAUGAUACGUAGAGCAAAAGUUUAUUAUUUAAUUGGUCAAUUUAAUAAUGCUUUGACUGAUUUAAAUAAUGCUUUUGAAUUGGAUCGUUCAAAUGCUACUUCUGCUCCAACUUUAUCAAAUCGUGGUGAAAUUUAUAGAUUAAUGGGUCGUGAUGAUUUGGCUCUAAUGGAUUUAAAUGUUUCUUUACAACUUAAAGAAGAUGUUUUAACUUUAGAAAGAAGAGGUCAAGUUUUUUUAUCUUUAGGAAAAGAUAAUGAUGCUUUGGAUGAUUUUGAAAGAAUUUUAAAAAUUAAUCCUCAACAUUUUACUGCUCAUAAGAACAUUGCUAAUCUUUUAUAUAAAUUUAAACGUUAUGAAAAAGCUCUUAAACAUUUUACUUAUGCUUUAAAUUUAAAAUCUGAUGAUUUCUUUUUAUUAAAAUCUAGAGCUAUUAUUUAUCAAAAACUUGGUUUUAAUAAUAAUGCUAUAAAAGAUUUUACUUCUGCUUUAGUUAUUUAUCCUAAUAAUAUAGAUUUAUUAAGAUAUCGUGGUGAAAAUUUUAGAUUAAUUCAAGAAUUUGAAAAUUCUAUAAGGGAUUUUUCUAAAGUUUUGGAAUUAGAUCCAAAAAAUGUUUACGCUUUAACUAGACGUGGUGAAGUUUUUCGAAUGUUAAGACAAGGUUCAAAAGCAUUAAGAGAUUUAGAUGAAGCUAUAAGAUUUGAUCCUGAUAAUAUUAUGGCAAGAGAAAGUCGUGCUAUUUACCGAUCUUUAGAUAAGAAUGAGGAAGCAUUGGCAGAUUUGGAACGCGCAUUAAAUAAUAUGAGAGAUAAAGCGUUUAAUAUUGAUUAUGAAACUAAAGCUUUAUGUAAUCGAGGUGCUGUUUUAUUUAAAAUGGGAAAUUAUAAUGAGGCUUUGGUUGAUUUUAAUAAGGUUUUAGUAAGAGAUCCGAAAAAUUUAUUUGCUCUUAAUGAACGAAGUGCUAUUUAUGAAGCUUUAGGAAAGAAAGAUAAAGCGAUAGAGACAAACAAUUCGCCGACUGUUGAAUCUGAGAAAUCCUCUUGA